AUGAUCAGUUUUGUGUAUGUGGUUCUUUGUGGUGAACAGGCAGAGGAAAGCAAUGUAAUUGAAUCAAUACCAUCUGAUUAUGAUAAAGUUAAGUUGCAAGAGUUUAAAGACUUGAUAAAUGGCUUUGAAGUCCUUGAAAGUAUUUAUUUCGAAGAAAAACAACCACUCAAGCAAGAUAUCUACGAUGAGAAUGUUGUGAAAAAACUGGAAUAUUAUAUAGGAAAAUUUUGUCGAGGAACUGGUGAAAUUAUCGCAUUUGUUGACUCAUUGUGGAAUCGUUUGAAGUGCGAUAUAACAAUAAAAGAGCAGAUAAAAUGUGCUUUGGCACAGUAUACGGAGCAUAGAUCUAAAUUGGUAAAUGAAAAGUUGGAGGAAUACGACCUACAAAAUCACGCAUCAGAGACUAGAGCACAACAACAGUACCCAUUGCUAAAGACUCACUUUGUACCGUUGAAGGUAGCAACAAGUGCACUUGAGGGUGAUUUGAUUAUCAUCAAUUACUUUGUUCCACUUCUUUUUAAUUUAGGAACAAAACAGAGGAAGCAAACGAAAAAUGGAAAUCGCUUGCGAAAGGCUCACCAUUGA
Vavraia culicis subsp. floridensis is the source of this 585-nucleotide messenger RNA. RefSeq lists its product as uncharacterized. Lineage: Eukaryota; Fungi; Microsporidia; Pleistophoridae. The transcript has a single exon. The record is from RefSeq and is a predicted model, not a curated record. The coding region runs from base 1 to 585 and encodes 194 amino acids.